Loxodonta africana (African savanna elephant) is the source of this 2355-nucleotide messenger RNA. It is a transcript of the gene C3H1orf94, whose product is annotated as chromosome 3 C1orf94 homolog. The transcript is spliced from 7 exons. The record is from RefSeq and is a predicted model, not a curated record. Bases 550 to 2355 code for a protein of 601 amino acids. Lineage: Eukaryota; Metazoa; Chordata; Mammalia; Proboscidea; Elephantidae.
GGCAGGGGCCGUUGGCCCUCAGGCUGCGCGGGGGUCCCUGGGAAGGCGGAGCUGAGACUCUAAUGGUGGCCUCCUGCCCCCACCGUGCCUAACACGGUGCCAGGCUCUUAACAGGUCAUCCGCUGGCUUAGUGGGAGAGAAUGGGCUGAGCCCCAGCAGCCGCAAGGUGCCAGGGGUGUGUCGCAAGGGGGGAGUGUCAGGGACUGUGGGGGAGAGCCAGCCUUCCCCCUCCAGCUGUUCCCAGAUGUCAUUCUGCCCGCCCAGGCGCCUGGUUCCUGAGCUGCCGGGGAUUCCACGGUUACUAAGCUACUGGUUUUUGUUGACUUUUAAGUAUUUUCUUCUAAGAGAGAGGGGGAGGGGGGCAAAAGUCAGGAAAGAGCAAAUAAAAACAAAUCACACAAAGCUCCCCCUCCCCAAAAGAAAGCUCUUCACUCACCACCACUCACACCCAAAUCGAGGGCCUCUGAACAUAGUCACCUUGCUGGAGCAACAACCAGACAGAACUGACCUGCCUCUGCCAGGCCCCAUCCUCAUCUCCCUUCCUGGUGAAUGAGGGGUAGUGGUGGAUGGUCCCCCAGUCUUCGAGCUCUGGGUGGACAAAGGGGCUUCCAGAGAGAGAGGAGGAGCAUGGCCAGUGGGAAUGGACUCCCUUCGUCCUCGGCCCUGGUGGCCAAGCCUCCCUCCGCCCUGGGCCCAUUCCCCAGAUACAUCUGGAUCCACCAUGACACACCCCAAGACAGCCUAGACAAGACCUGCCAUGAAAUCUGGAAGAGGGUUCAGGGCCUGCCUGAGGCCAUGCAGCCCAGGACCUGGACGGAGCAGCUCUCUGCCCCCACGGCUGGGACUUCGAGAAACAAUGGACUUGGCUUCCAAGAACAAGCACCAGAGCUCAGCAGUGGCAAAGAUGAGAUCUCCCUGUUGGUGGAGCAGGAGUUCUUGAGCCUCACCAAAGAGAACCUCAUCCUGGUCAAAGAGAAUUCGGGUGAGCUAGAGGCCCCUGGUGGCACUCCUGAGGGGACGAGAGUGCCGACUCCCUGCAUUCUUGGACCUCCUCUGGUGACGGACAGCACUGAGCUCCCAGGAGCCUCCAUCAUCACCAGUGACAAGCUUCUGGAGCAGAAGGUGGCCACAUCCAUUAUUGGAAGCCGGCAGAACUGUGACUCUGCCAUGUCCACAGUCACGGGCAUCCUGCGCUCUGCCAAGGUCAAGAGUGCCAAGGUGACAGAAGAUGGGGGUCACGACCUAGGCACCUCCAACUCGGAGAUCAGCAAACUUCUGGCCCAAUUCCCACUGAAAUCCACUGAAACUAAGGCCCCCGACAACAAGAUGGUGCUGGAGGAGACGAAGGUCAUCAAGGACUUCCUGCAGAACAGCAUGUUCAGUGGCCCUGGACUCAGGGAGCCCGCAGGGCUGGGUCCGUUUCUGCUGCUGCCACCCCCGCCUCCUCUUGCACCCCUGGACAAGCUCCCUGAGCUCCCUACUCAGAAGAGGCAGCUCCCAGUGUUUGCCAAGAUCUGUUCCAAGCCUGAGGCAGACCCUGCCAUGGAAGGGCACCACUUGAUAGAACGGAACCCUGGAGCCAAGGAACUGACCAGGGGUCGAGAGAGCCUCUUCCUCAGUCAAUGGCCCCAGAGCCGGAAGGACAGCUGUAGUGAGGAGGGUUGCAGUGACCCAGUGGGCACCAUGUCCAUGGCCCUGCCAACCAAGAAGCCUGCAUGGCCGACUGAGAAGAACCUGCUCUAUGAGUUCCUUGGGGCCACCAAGAACCCCAGCGGGCAGCUGAGGCUUCGCAGCAAAGUGGAGAUGGAGGGGCUGGAGCUGAAAUUUAACCCACCUGUAACAGUGGCGGACAAGAACAACCUCAAGUACACAGGGAACGUUUUCACCCCACGCUUUGCCACAGCCUUGACCUCAGCAACCCUGAACCAGCCACUCUGGCUCAACCUCAACUACCCACCUCCGCCGGUGUUCACAAAUCACUCCACUUUCCCACAGUAUCAGGGCCUGUACCCACAGAGAGCCACAAGGAUGCCAUACCAGCAGGCUGUGCACCCCCAACUGGGGUGCUACUCCCGACAGGUGACGCCGUAUAACCCACAGCAGAUGGGACAGCAGAUUUUCCGAUCUUCCUACACUACCCCCCUGCUGAGCUAUGUUCCCUUCAUCCAGCCCAACUAUUCAUACCCUCAGAGGACUCCUCCAAAGCUGUCCACCAACCCCCGAGACCCUUCUCCCAUGGCAGGAGAUGGGCCGCAGUACCUCUUCCCCCAAGCCUACGGGUUCAGCUCAACGUCUGGUGGGCCACUGAUGAACAGCCCCUAUUUUUCCUCCCGUGGGAAUGGCAUAAAUUUUUAG